AUGGAGCUUACAAAGAGCGCUUUCGCUGCGGCCAUAGAUAUGGAUUCUCCAAACUUCGUUCUGGCAGACCGGUACAGUACCUCGCAAGUGCUCAGGCGCUUAGCGGCCGAGCAGGACACCUCGAAUCAUUGGGGUGAUCAAGCCCUGCAUCCAUUUGUGCACGAAAGCACAGUCGUCUCCCUGACGACUCAGGAUGGUCGCGGAACCGAUGCAUUUUUCACUUCUGCCGACGGCAACCGCCGAUGGAGCAAUUCCGAGCAGGAAGUCUCUUCAAGUCCAGACCACGCUGCACCCAUGGAACAGGAGACAUGCUGUCCGAACAGCGCUAUGCCGCGCCAACUGGGCAUCAGUCAGAAGGCAGCUGCUCUGCUUACCGCAUCAUAUCCACAUGACCAAGAAGCCUCCACCCGUGUUCGCGCCGGCUCAUUUGGUGCCUUUCGGAGGCGAUUCAUGAGGCGAAACGCCUUGUUCGCUACACCGCUGCGAGGCCGAGGCCCGAUCGGUUUGCGCGGGGAAGUGUAUCCUCUCACUCAGAGAGCGCGUGCCGGCUCGAUGGGUCGGCCGCGGGGGCGUUCUCUACAAGUUUUGCUGUCGGGGCCACACGCAACCCUAGACUCUUUUGCACCCCGGGAUUCUAGAAGGACUCAAGACCAGCGAACUAUGCCACUCGAGCAAGUGGGACAGAUGCUGCAGACCAUGACUCUGUCUACUUUCCCCUCCAGCAGCAUUUCGCCUGGUGGCGUCUCCGCAAACGCAGGCCUACAGCAGACGAACGAGACUGCAAAUUUCAACUCAGGCGGCGCUGCAAUACCGCCAUUCACCCCUGAGUUCAAAAAAACGCAGAUUCGGUCUGCACCUUCUUUCCCACCGGUCGGAGAGUGGGCACCGGCAUUCACAGCAUCAUCAGAGCGCGUGACUUCCCCAAUAAUGCAUGAAAGACAUGACGAUAUUGUCCGCCGGAAGAAGUUGCUAUCAGGAGUGUCUCUACCUUCCUUGGAGCACGUCGCUCUCCGCGAUUCCCACGCACAUUUACUCUCCAUGCUUGGUGGAGGCGGAGAAGAAGUUAGUUUCCCCCCUGUCGGUUACUCAGUCUAA
Besnoitia besnoiti is the source of this 1095-nucleotide messenger RNA. RefSeq lists its product as uncharacterized. The coding region runs from base 1 to 1095 and encodes 364 amino acids. The record is from RefSeq and is a predicted model, not a curated record. NCBI's taxonomy places the organism in Eukaryota, Apicomplexa, Conoidasida, Eucoccidiorida, Sarcocystidae. The transcript has 2 exons.